CAUCCAUUAAAAAUAAUUAAUUGGGUGUGUACGAUUUUUGAUUAACUUAUUAAUGUAUAAUCUGGACAUCCCAAUAUCAUUGGUAUUUUAGCCUAUUUCGUUGAAAAUAUGAGUGUAACAAUUCAAAGUCAAGCUUCUUCAAAUUGUCCACGAAAUGAAGUAAUUCAUUUACAUCCCCAACACAAAAGUGUGUUUGUUCACGGAUAUGGAGGAUCAUCCGAAAGUGCUGAACAUCAAGCACAUAUCCUCAGCUCGUACAUUUACGACGAAUCACUCAAUAUCGACCCAAAGAUUGCGGUCAUUCCUAACGGAGCACAACGUUUCAAUGCUUCUUGCGCUAAAGCAACCACUCAUCUGUUAGAUUAUAUAAAGAAAAUUGCAAGAGGCGAACAAAGUUCAAAGAGCAACGGGGAUGAAUGUGUUGAGCUGCUGGUGUAUUGCCACAGUAACGGUGCGAAACCAGUUCAGAAGGCUCUUACUCCUGAAAAGCUUACAGAAUUAUGCAAGAAGGAAAAUAUCCCUGAAAUGGAAAUAGACAAUUUAAUGAGAAGAAUAAGAAAGAAAAUUGUCGUGAUUUCGUUUGGAGGAGUGACUUACAUUCCGGGAAACUAUGCCAAGAUUGUCAUGAAUUUUUGUUCAACAAGCGACUAUUUUAGCCAGUUUUGUCAUUUUAUGGAAGUUGGAAAGCAACCGAAAGAUGACGAGGCAAAUCCGAAAAUUUAUGUGAGAGAUCCUGCAAUGCCCGAGAGAGAGAGAGAGGUUUCUGCUGGAAUAUGGGAAUAUUUCCCAACAGUUAGCACUGUCUCGGGGGCGGCCAAAGAUUUAGCUUCUAAAUCUUGUUGUGAAUCGGAGAAUCAUCCACACUAUCUCGGAAGCAUUCUGAAGAAUAAAAAGAUGAUCUGUUACAUAAGAGAAGUUCUGGGAUUAAAAGCGGUAGAACAUCUAAACUAA
Molecule: messenger RNA, 951 nt
Organism: Styela clava
Lineage: Eukaryota; Metazoa; Chordata; Ascidiacea; Stolidobranchia; Styelidae
Source: RefSeq, a predicted model, not a curated record